GUUUGAGAGGGGGGCUGGUGCUCAUAGCCGGCUGUUUGUCUUAGUUUGGACUCCCGCGUCCCCUUUGAUGCGCCAGCCCCACUCCCAGCGCCAUCUCUCAAGUGCAGAGUAGCAGCCGACGGGCGCAUUCGGGCGCAGGCACCGCCUUCAACAGCGACGUUACCCGUUCGCUGUGAUAUAUUUCUUUUACGGAUCGGAAAACGGUGCGGGAUCGCGGUUUUCCUGCCACUGUGAGCGGGGGCGGGAGCAGAUUGGUAGCUGGAUCGGCGGGGUGGAGCGCAUGCGUGGGAAGCGUUGAGGAACACGGACGGAGAGGAUUUGUCUGCGGUGAGAAGCAGUCGGAAGCUUGUGUAGGUGGUCGACGGGAGUAGCGUUGGAGAGCGGUGACGGAGGAGCGCGGAGGAGAGCGGAUCGGUUAGGGUUUGGUGCCAGGGGGGAGGGCAGAGGUUGGGACAAUGCCGUCAUAUGCAGAUGUAGACCGGCAGAUAGAGCAGCUGUCGGAGUGCAAGCCGUUGUCGGAGUUGGAGGUGAAGAACCUAUGUGAUCAAGCUCGGACGAUCUUGGUGGAGGAGUGGAACGUGCAGCCCGUGAAGUGUCCUGUCACGGUUUGCGGUGACAUCCAUGGCCAGUUUCAUGAUCUCAUCGAGCUUUUCCGCAUAGGAGGCAGGGCGCCCGACACGAACUACUUGUUCAUGGGCGACUAUGUGGAUCGUGGAUAUUAUUCUGUCGAGACUGUGUCGCUCUUAGUGGCCCUGAAGGUGCGGUAUAGGGAUAGGAUCACAAUCUUGCGAGGGAACCACGAGAGCAGGCAGAUUACGCAAGUAUAUGGUUUCUAUGAUGAAUGCCUGCGGAAGUAUGGAAAUGCGAAUGUUUGGAAGUACUUCACGGAUCUGUUCGACUACCUGCCUCUGACAGCUCUCAUUGAGCACGAGAUUUUUUGUCUUCAUGGUGGUCUGUCUCCAUCGCUCGACACAUUAGAUCACAUCCGAGCCCUAGAUCGUAUUCAAGAAGUGCCGCACGAGGGCCCGAUGUGUGAUCUACUCUGGUCUGAUCCAGAUGAUCGUUGUGGAUGGGGUAUUUCACCACGAGGUGCCGGUUAUACUUUUGGUCAAGAUAUUGCAGAGCAGUUCAAUCAUACCAAUGGUCUAAGUUUGGUUGCACGUGCUCACCAGCUUGUGAUGGAAGGAUACAAUUGGUGCCAGGAUAAAAAUGUUGUCACAGUUUUCAGUGCCCCCAAUUACUGUUACCGCUGUGGGAACAUGGCCGCCAUAAUGGAGAUAGAUGAAACAAUGAAUCGGUCUUUUCUUCAGUUCGAACCAGCACCGCGGCAAAGUGAACCAGAUGUGACGCGGAAGACUCCUGAUUACUUUCUGUAAACAUGGCCUAUACAUGGUACCUUUUACUUACUGAAUUGUUCUGUAUAGUCACCUUCCAUGGAAGCAGUUUGCCCCUGAAUGAAGAUACUCCCUCAUGAUCUAGUAGUAUGAAGUUAUCUUCUUUGAAGUGUUUGUUCCCUUUUUUAGUACUUGCUCCUCUGUUCAUUCAUAAAGUUGCCUUCAGAACAACUGAGAUGUUGUGAAUGUAACUGCGACAAGAGGAGCAGUGUCAAUGGUUGCAAGGGUUAUAGUGAUUAGGGAAAGAAGGUAGCACAUGUUACUUCAAAUCGAUCAGAGACUUCUAUGGAAAAGAUGACGAUGGUGGAAACAACGUUCAUCUCCACACCUACUGUAUAUGGCAUGCUCUUUGAGAGCCCAGAUUGUUUCACUUUGGUGUCCGAGUU
Molecule: messenger RNA, 1780 nt
Organism: Physcomitrium patens
Lineage: Eukaryota; Viridiplantae; Streptophyta; Bryopsida; Funariales; Funariaceae
Product: serine/threonine-protein phosphatase PP2A-2 catalytic subunit
Molecular function (GO): protein serine/threonine phosphatase activity
Source: RefSeq, a predicted model, not a curated record